Messenger RNA from Fibroporia radiculosa, 375 nucleotides. RefSeq lists its product as uncharacterized. The transcript has a single exon. Bases 1 to 375 code for a protein of 124 amino acids. The record is from RefSeq and is a predicted model, not a curated record. NCBI's taxonomy places the organism in Eukaryota, Fungi, Basidiomycota, Agaricomycetes, Polyporales, Fibroporiaceae.
AUGAAUGCCCUCCACGUCAGCUUCGCUGUCUUGGUUCGCGCUGAAUCCGCCCAGCGCAAAAUUCUCCGCUCUCCACCACCUCCUGGGUCUAAGACACCCCGUUUGCCGACGCUCAUCAGGCUGGCAACGCGCCCCCGCUUUCAGCGCAGCGGCUCGAGCAACAAGCAGCAAAGGGAGAAACUGCGCAAGCCCAUUGCCUCGCUGGCCGACAUCAAGGUCGUCCAUGGCUCCGGAUGCCGCAUUCCUUGCGAAUGGUCUGCCGCCGCGAUCCCCGGUAUCCAGCCAUACGCCUACACGCUCCUCCCACUUGGCGUCGCUCAGAGGCGCAUGGAUAUCUCGCACCGCGCGUUUUUGCCUCCGGGACUCCUGGCUUGA